AUGUCCUCCGGGGGCAGAGGAGGAGGCAUCUUGGCGGUGGAGUCCGCUCCCCUUGCCGGCUCGGUGCUCCUCAACGCGCCGCCGCGCUCUCGGAUCUACAAGAUCAUCGUCAUUGGCGACUCGGGAGUGGGCAAGACCUGCCUGACUUACCGCUUCUGCGCUGGCAAAUUCCCCGACAAGACCGAGGCCACCAUUGGGGUGGACUUCCGAGAGAAAACCGUGGAGAUCGAUGGAGAAAAAAUAAAGAUUCAACUGUGGGACACAGCUGGCCAGGAACGUUUUCGGAAGAGCAUGGUGCAGCACUACUACAGGAACGUCCAUGCUGUUGUCUUUGUAUAUGACAUGACCAAUCUUGUGAGCUUCCAGAGUCUUCCAGCCUGGAUUGAAGAAUGCAAUCAGCACUCACUUGGUGUGGAAAUCCCACGGAUCCUUGUGGGGAAUAAGUGUGACCUGACAGAUGCCGCCAAGGUUAAAACAGACCUGGCUCAAAAAUUUGCAGAUACUCAAAACAUGCCCCUGUUUGAGACCUCGGCUAAGAACCCAAAUGACAAUGAUCACGUGGAGGCUAUAUUCCUGACUUUGGCUCAUAAACUGAAGAAUCACAAGCCCAUGAUGCUUAGCCAGCUCCAGGUUGAUGAGCCUAAAGUUAAUCUGGAAUAUGAACCUAAAACUGAUGUGGAAUGUUACUGUUGAAGAUGAACUCUCUUGUUUUCCAUAUGAAUGAAGAUCAAAGGCACCAGAAUGUUUCUGGUAACCUGGGGACAGCCACAGUGCAUUUAAAUGACUGAACUUGCAAGAUCCAAGAACAGCCUACGAGAGGAAAAACAACUGAAAAAAGGACUGAACAAUACAAUGGAUUACAACAUGCCAAAUAGCAGCUGAAACCUUUCUUUUACUCAAACUGUGGACGGUACAAGAUAGGAAAGGCUGCAUUUUCUGAUAUUGUCAGAUAUUAAUUUUAUACAGUAACAUAAAGGAGAAGCAUUAAUCUUGUGUACUUUGCCUCAGUUAAAAGUGUCAUUUGAAUUUCUUCCUCGCAGUUCUUUUUACAGGUAUUCCUUAACUAAUUUCUUCCUACUACCAUCUCUACUCAGUUGUGUGAGAAUUAAAUAUUUUUGUAUGGGAGGCGUCGCCUGAUUGCUUAGCUGGUUGAAAGGAUAAAUAGCUGAGUCUCGCAGAGCAGGAAAAUCUCCCAUUUGAUCACCAGUUUGUGCUGAAUCAACUCAAGUUAGCCAAGGCAGUGAUAGGGGCACUACAGCUGGUCUCAGUUCUCCCAAAUUAAGCAGGGGAAAAAACAGCCAAGGUUCCUGCAUUUUCUGGCUGUGCUGUGAUGCCUCUAGUAUUGAAAUAGUUUGUCAACAUUCACUUGGCUUGCAUAUGAAGAGGGAUGACUUGAUUGAGGUAACUGAAAUAUAGAAAAUUCACAGAAAGGGAAAGAUAUGAGUUUUUUGGUUUAAAAGAACAAUGAUAAACUAAUAGUUGUUUGGUAGUACAGAAUUGAGUAUUGCUGAAAAAAGAGAUUUGUCAAAGCUUUUCCUGUUCUUGCAGUGUCCUGAUGAUUGCAAAAUCUAAAGCUUCGUUUCUUUUUCCAGCAGUACUCAAUGAUAUACUAAUUUAAUAUUUACAUUGUGUCCUGUAGACCUUGACUGUAAAAUAUGGAAAUGUGUUCACAUGUAAUCUAUGUAUGAAUAUUACUAAUAUUAUACUCCCUUGAGCUUCUAAUAUGAAUGCUGAGACCUUCAAGAAAUAUAUCGAAUUUGAGUUGCAGGCUUUCCAUGGCAUCAGACUUGGAACAUCAAACAAAAAGCCUUAAACUUUAAUCAAUUACUUUGCUAAAAAUUACAGGUUGGUAAGAAAGUUAGGAAGAAGCAUGAUGUUUAACAUUUGUCUGUGGUCAUGGAAGCUGGAUGGGCAAAGUAAAUAGUAUUCUCUUUAUGAGGGACGUUUCUGGACAAAUGCACCUUUUUUUAACCAAGUCUUCCUUCAAGUUGGAAAAAGGGAUACAUGAUAAAGGGAAUACAUUAAGUAGCCAGUGUCUCUUGUAUCGUGGGAAAGCUUGGAAUAUUUUCUGCAUGCUUUUUGUUCAUGCUUUUCAAGUUUUUGCUGGUCCAGCAGAAGAUAUUUACUGACUGUACUCCGUAACAUGCAUACAGAUUAUCCAUAAUUGUUGCCUACUGAAAUGAUGCACGGAUUACUUGUAACUGACCAAUGAAGGAGGAUGUGGAAAUUAUUUGUAAUUGUUGAUUAUUAACUCGUAAGCUACCCACAGAUGCUAAGAAAUGAUCGUACUGGUUGGUUUUGUAACAUUUCACUAUUGUAGUGAACGAGCUGAAAGCAAGUCACUAAUUACAGUGGUAAGGUUAAUCCGUUGUGAAGGAUAACUUCGGUUCAGUGAUACUUUUUAUUGAAUAAAAGAUUUGCACAAUUCUAAGUAAUAAAAACAUUUUGAACUCAAA
This is a messenger RNA of Carcharodon carcharias (great white shark), 2456 nucleotides long. RefSeq names its product RAB33B, member RAS oncogene family a (gene rab33ba). Gene Ontology annotation, molecular function: GTPase activity; GTP binding. The record is from RefSeq and is a predicted model, not a curated record. The transcript has 2 exons. Lineage: Eukaryota; Metazoa; Chordata; Chondrichthyes; Lamniformes; Lamnidae. Gene Ontology annotation, cellular component: Golgi apparatus; endosome. Gene Ontology annotation, biological process: Rab protein signal transduction. The coding region runs from base 1 to 693 and encodes 230 amino acids.